Messenger RNA from Gossypium raimondii (Peruvian cotton), 890 nucleotides. RefSeq lists its product as uncharacterized. Gene Ontology annotation, cellular component: nucleus. The record is from RefSeq and is a predicted model, not a curated record. Gene Ontology annotation, biological process: regulation of DNA-templated transcription. Bases 112 to 603 code for a protein of 163 amino acids. The transcript has 4 exons. Gene Ontology annotation, molecular function: sequence-specific DNA binding; DNA-binding transcription factor activity. Lineage: Eukaryota; Viridiplantae; Streptophyta; Magnoliopsida; Malvales; Malvaceae.
GGUCACAUAAAACUGGCAUGGGGCUGGCUGGCUCUUCACCCUCCUAUUUAAACAGCCAACCCUAUCAAAUUAACUGUAAAGGAAGAGAGAAGUUAAAAGAGAAAGAAAGAGAUGAAGAACGUGGUUUCUAGGGAGCGCAGGAUGGCUGCUGCUACCUGUAAGAAGAUGCGAACCCUUCGUUCCAUCACUAACUCCCAUGCGUACAGUAAAACCUCCAUCAUAUUGGAUGCAACAAAAUACAUCGAUGAACUGAAGCAUAGGGUUGAAAGAAUUAAUCAAGAUAUUGCAAUGGCACAAAACUCCACUUGCCAGAAGAGUUGUCCUGUGCAACUAAGGGUUGAAGCUCAAGAUAAAGGUUUUCUCAUCAAGGUGUUCAGCGAAAGAUGCUGUGGAGGUCUGCUUGUAUUCUUAUUGGAAGCCUUUGAAGAGCUGGGUCUUGAUAUCUUCCAAGCUAGGGUUUCCUGUUCUGAAGGUUUUCUUUUUGAAGCUGUUGGAGUAAAAGAUGACCAAGGAUCAUCAGAGUGCUUAAAUGUUCAAGAUAUUAAAAGAGGGGUAUGGAAAGCUAUCCAAAACUGGAGUAAUCAAGUUAAGGAGAGAACAUGAUGAAGGCAACGCUUACGUACCAUCCUUGGUUCUUUUAUCUUAGAGAUCUAUUAGGGUAGCUAGCUUGAUAAGUUUCAAAUUUCUUGCCAGCAAUUUGUUAUCAGUCUAUCAGUAGAGUUGGGCAUAUAUAUGUUGUCAAGGGUACACCAUGUGAUACCUGAUGAUCGCCAAUUUGGCCGAGAAAAUACAAAGACUGAAGACUUUGAAAUGUCGAAUAUGUAAACAUGUGAUUGGCGUCUGUUUUAUGUGGCAAGACAAAUAAUGGGACCAAUAUUUAUUUUAUUUUA